Opisthorchis viverrini is the source of this 186-nucleotide messenger RNA. RefSeq lists its product as hypothetical. Gene Ontology annotation, cellular component: cytoplasm; microtubule cytoskeleton. Gene Ontology annotation, molecular function: GTPase activity; GTP binding. The annotation marks the transcript as partial. Gene Ontology annotation, biological process: cilium assembly. The transcript has a single exon. The record is from RefSeq and is a predicted model, not a curated record. NCBI's taxonomy places the organism in Eukaryota, Metazoa, Platyhelminthes, Trematoda, Opisthorchiida, Opisthorchiidae.
GAGCUCUCUGAACUUUUGGCCGAAGACAAGCUUGUUGGAGUGCCGUUCAUCGUAUUUGCCAAUAAACAGGAUCUACUGAACGCGGAAACUGCGGACAAAAUCUCAGAUGGCUUGGGUUUACUUACUAUCCGGGAUCGUCCGUGGCAGAUUCAAGGAUGUUCGGCUUUAACAGGAACCGGAAUAAAA